This is a messenger RNA of Oncorhynchus tshawytscha (Chinook salmon), 1543 nucleotides long. Its product is annotated as deoxyribonuclease gamma. Gene Ontology annotation, molecular function: DNA nuclease activity. Gene Ontology annotation, cellular component: nucleus. Bases 163 to 1389 code for a protein of 408 amino acids. Lineage: Eukaryota; Metazoa; Chordata; Actinopteri; Salmoniformes; Salmonidae. The record is from RefSeq and is a predicted model, not a curated record. The transcript is spliced from 9 exons. Gene Ontology annotation, biological process: DNA catabolic process.
UAUGUUAUAAAGCUUUAGUCACAACCUAGGUAUACAGGGAGAGAGUGGGUUAUGUAGUGCAGUUCAGGCCAUACAACGUUCUCUCUGAAGAGGAUUUCUGCUGUUUCCUUAAGGCAUCAGAGCAUCCUUCAACUCCUGGGUACAUCUUCAUACCACGCAAUCAUGAAGGUGGCGUCCUUCAACGUCAGAAGAUUGGGCACAAGCAAAGUGGCUGAUAAGAACGUCCUGAAAUAUCUCAUCAAGAUUGUGUCCCGCUACAGUGUCUUCUUGAUCCUAGAAGUGGUUGAUAGGACUGGCCAGGCCAUGACAACGUUCCUUAAAGAGCUGAAUGACACAAGGGCCAACAAGAAGCAUCCUUACACCAUGGUGAAGAGUACCAGACUGGGGCGCGACACCUACAAGGAACAGUUUGUCUUCCUCUACAGAAAGGACCAUGUGAAGCUGACUGACAGUUAUCAGUAUAAGGACAACCAGGUGGGAGACGAGGACGCCUUCGCUAGAGAGCCCUACAUCCUCCGCUUCACUUGUCUCAAUACAGUGCUGAAAGACCUCGUGUUGAUCCCGGUGCACACCAAGCCUGAAGACUCUGUGAAGGAAUUGGAUGAGCUGUACGACGUCGUGAAAGUAGUGAAGAGGAAGUGGAAGACUGAUAACAUCAUGAUCCUGGGCGAUUUCAAUGCGGACGGAAGUUAUGUCACCAAGAAAGGCAUGACAAAUAUCCGUAUCCGUAGUGACAAGAAGUUCCACUGGGUGAUUGGAGAUGAUGUGGACACCACAGCCAACACAAGCAACGACCACACCUACGACAGGAUUGUGAUGUACGGGGAUGACAUGUUGGAAGCGAUGGUCCCCAACUCAGCCAAGCCCUUCAACUACCACAAAGCCUUUCACUUAUCUGAAGCUAUGGCUUUGAGUAUCAGUGACCACUACCCUGUAGAGGUGGAGCUGACGACGGCUGAAACUGUACCACAGAAGAAAAAGAAAAAAGAGAUAGCGGAAGUAGAGUCUCCCAGUGUAAAUCCAGUACCACAGAAGAAAAAGAAAAAAGAGAUAGAGGAAGUAGAGUCUCCCAGUGUAAAUCCAGUACCACAGAAGAAAAAGAAAAAAAGAGAUAGAGGAAGUAGAGUCUCCCAGUGUAAAUCCAGUACCACAGAAGAAGAAAAAGAAAAAAGAGAUAGAGGAAGUAGAGUCUCCCAGUGUAAAUCCAGUACCACAGAAGAAGAAAAGAAAAAAGAGAUAGAGGAAGUAGAGUCUCCCAGUGUAAAUCCAGUACCACAGAAGAAAAAGAAAAAAGAGAUAGAGGAAGUAGAGUCUCCCAGUGUAAAUCCAGUACCACAGAAGAAGAAAAGACCCGUGAGAAAGUUAAUAGGGAAGUCAAAACAAGCCUAGAAAUGCCAAAAUGUACAUAAAUAAUUAUAUUCUAACUGUAAAUCUGUUUCUGUUUGUUUCAAAUGUUUCAAGUGAUUUACUUAAUAAAGACCUACAUGCAAUAUUCUAUGCAGGAAAUGUUAUUUUACGAUAAAACAUUUUCUAAGUAAACCAA